GUAAACAAAUACGCGACACAUCCAUUUACUGUCCACAACAGACUGUAUCAACUAAAUAGGCGCUCUAAUCUAUUGAAAUUGGAAGCAUGUGGCACAAGUUUCACAGUAAAACUAUGUCACUCUGGAUUCCCACUAAGAAAAAUAAAGUGCAUGUCAAGGAAAUCAAACCUAACAGUGCUCCUGCGACGUUUCAAAAGUCUUUAAGAGCCACACUUAUUAUGGGACAGUUGUUUUCCCUCCUGCCAGUUGUGGGCAUAUAUGGAGAUAACGCUGCAAAUGUGAGAUUUGUACGCACCUCAUGGAAAUGCCUGUACUCCUUGCUGUCGUUCUGCGGCCAGGUGUUCAUGACGAGCAUGUGCAUUUACAAGCUGGCGUGCUCCGUGACGUCACUCAAAGGAACUACACCCAUUAUAUUCUACGGAACCACGUGCAUAACUAUGAUGAUGUUUUUUCAUAUGGCUAAAUCUUGGCCGAGUUUGGUUCAGCAUAUCGCCCGAACAGAACAAUUGGAUCCGCUUUAUGAUAAAACUUUGGCUAAAAGAUGCAACAUCACUUGUUUUGUCGUUCUAAUGUUGGCCUUAAUGGAACACAUCCUAUCAUUGUUAUCAGCAUUCGCGGAAACUAUGAUAUGCCAUCCAAACAAAAUGUUUUAUGAAGGAUUUGUGAAACAAUUCUAUCCGUGGGUAUUUAAUUUUAUUCCGUAUUCACCUGUUUUGGGCGGAUUCACUCAGUUCCUCCACUUCCAGUCGACGUUUAUAUGGAAUUUCUCGGAUUUGUUCGUGAUAUGCAUGAGUUAUUAUCUCACUUCACGCUUGCAGCAUAUCAAUGAGAAGCUUCUGGAUGCUCAGGGAAAGUAUUUACCAGAAUCGUUCUGGAAAUCAACACGUGAGGACUACUGCCGAGCUACACAGUUGGUUCGAAGAGUUGAUGACGUCAUCAGUGGAAUCAUCUUCAUAUCUUUCGCUAACAACCUCUUCUUCAUUUGCCUUCAACUGUUUAAUACUUUAGAGGACGGAAUAAAGGGUACUGGCGAAUGCAGUAGUAGAACUAAAAGAACAACACUGCUCAGAGGUUACGAAGCAGCCUCCUACUUCUUGUUCUCCUUGGUAUACCUGAUUAGCCGGUCCAUUGCAGUGUCCCUCAUAGCUUCCCAGGUGAACACGGCGUCCACUGUACCAGCGCCGGUGUUGUAUGAUGUGCCGUCGCCUGUAUAUUGUGUUGAGGUGCAAAGAUUUCUGGAUCAAGUCAACGGCGAUACUGUAGCGCUGAGCGGUUUGCAAUUUUUCAGUGUAACAAGAGGAUUACUUUUGACAGUAGCUGGCACUAUAGUUACGUAUGAGCUGGUCAUGUUCCAGUUCAAUUCACCAUCCGAUUCCACACCAUCGCUAACUAAUGUGACUUUGACAACACCAACACCUUCACUAUAAAGACAAUACAAUACAAUACAAAUUAUCUUUAUUGCCCAUAAAAAAAAAGACCAUAAAAAU
Molecule: messenger RNA, 1487 nt
Organism: Amyelois transitella
Lineage: Eukaryota; Metazoa; Arthropoda; Insecta; Lepidoptera; Pyralidae
Product: gustatory receptor 5a for trehalose
Exons: 11
Coding region: 87-1427 (446 amino acids)
Biological process (GO): sensory perception of chemical stimulus; detection of chemical stimulus involved in sensory perception of taste
Cellular component (GO): membrane
Molecular function (GO): taste receptor activity
Source: RefSeq, a predicted model, not a curated record